Molecule: messenger RNA, 735 nt
Organism: Erigeron canadensis
Lineage: Eukaryota; Viridiplantae; Streptophyta; Magnoliopsida; Asterales; Asteraceae
Product: basic leucine zipper 4-like
Exons: 1
Coding region: 56-613 (185 amino acids)
Biological process (GO): positive regulation of DNA-templated transcription
Cellular component (GO): nucleus
Molecular function (GO): transcription cis-regulatory region binding; DNA-binding transcription factor activity
Source: RefSeq, a predicted model, not a curated record
CCUUCUUCCUUACUAUACUAGCUAGCUACUCUUUAAUUUAAUUUAAUUUCCGGCCAUGUCGUCUUCAAGCUUCAACUCUAGCAACGACGAUAGUCUCACCUUUGAUGGGUUCCUCGACAACAUUCUUGUCGACUUCCCACCUCAAAGUCCAAUCUUAUUUCCCCCCGGUUCCGAUAACUCCAAUAUCCUGAAAACUAACACUUCAAAUUCUAGCUCCGAUAGUGAAACCAAUACAUGGGAAGCUAUCAUAAAAGAUGAACGUAAGAGGAAACGAAAGAUAUCUAACCGUGAGUCGGCUAGGAGGUCACGAUUGAGAAAACAAAAGCAUUUGGAGAACCUAACAAACCAGGUUACCCGAUAUAAGUCGGGUAACCAGGAACUUAUCAACCGGCUACGAUUUGUCAAUCAGAACUGGCAAAUCGUCCGGCAUGAAAAUGAAAGAAUGCGAGUAGAGUCAGUAAUGCUCCAGCAAAAACUAUACAAUUUACAUCAAUUACUAGUCGUGCCUGAUUUCCAUCAAGUCCCAAUUCUACAGUCUGCAUGGCCAUGCAAUAAUAACGUUACCACUAUCAUUGAGCAAAACCUACCAUCACUAAUCACAUUCGAAUCUUAAUAUUCACCCAAAAAAAUGAUCAGUAACGUGCAUCACUCCCUCUAUAUAUAUGGAGUAUAGAUUACGUACUCGUAUUAUAUAUAUAUGUAUAUCGAGGCUGGAUCAGCUUAGUAAUUAAGUAA